Ipomoea nil (Japanese morning glory) is the source of this 1528-nucleotide messenger RNA. Its product is annotated as probable aspartyl protease At4g16563. Bases 35 to 1414 code for a protein of 459 amino acids. NCBI's taxonomy places the organism in Eukaryota, Viridiplantae, Streptophyta, Magnoliopsida, Solanales, Convolvulaceae. Gene Ontology annotation, biological process: proteolysis. The transcript has a single exon. The record is from RefSeq and is a predicted model, not a curated record. Gene Ontology annotation, cellular component: extracellular region. Gene Ontology annotation, molecular function: aspartic-type endopeptidase activity.
UGGCCUUAUCAUCAAAGCACAGACCCCAAAAACAAUGGCUUCUUUCUUCCUCUCCUUUCUCUAUGUUCUCUCAUUUUUCUUUCCCCUCAUAACCUCAUCCCCCACCACCACCAUUACUCUCCCUCUCUCCUUCUUCAACACAAACCCUAACCAAGAUCCAACCCAAAAGUUCACCCAUUUUGUCUUCCAGUCCUUGGCCAGAGCCAAACACAUCAAGAAUUCCCAGAAAUCUUCUGCUUCUUCCACCACUCCAUUGUACCCUAAAAGCUAUGGCGGAUACUCCAUUUCUCUCAGCUUCGGAACUCCGCCGCAGACCUUGCCGUUUAUCAUGGACACCGGAAGCAGCUUUGUUUGGUUCCCUUGCACAAAAAGGUACCAAUGCAGAGAGUGCAGUUUCAAAGGCACCGCUGCGAUUACUCCUUUCAUGCCCAAAUCAUCUUCCUCUGCUAAGCUUCUCGGCUGCGCCAACCCCAAAUGCGGUUGGAUUCACGGCGGGGGUGUCGAGAAUCGCUGUCAAGAUUGCCGGCCGCCGUUCGCCGGGAAGACCUGCAACCAGAUCUGCCCGCCGUACCUGAUUCUCUACGGCUCUGGCUCCACCGGCGGCCUUGCGCUGGUGGAUACCCUGGAUUUUCCCCAGAAGAAAAUCCCGGGUUUUCUCGUGGGUUGUUCCGUGUUUUCCGCCCAACAACCCGCCGGAAUCGCCGGGUUCGGCCGCGGCCGCGCUUCCCUGCCGGCGCAAUUAGGCCUCAACAAGUUUUCCUACUGUCUUGUCUCGCACAGAUUCGACGACAGCGGCAAAAGCAGCCCGUUAGUUAUGGAGACCGGCGAAGAUUCCGGCGAUAAAAUCGGGAACCUGAGCCGUACGCCGUUGCUGAAAAACCCUCAGGUGGCCGGCAGAGACGCAUUGUCGGUGUAUUACUACGUUAGCCUGAGGAAAAUCACUGUCGGAGCCCAAAAACUGAAGAUCCCAUACAAGUACCUCUCGCCGGAUUCACAGGGCAACGGCGGCGCAAUCGUGGAUUCCGGCACGACCUUCACGUUCUUGACCCACGACGUAUUCCAGCUCGUCCAGAACGCGUUCCUCACUCAAGUCAAAACCUACCCGCGAGCCGGAAAACUGGAGAGCAUUACCGGGCUGCGCCCGUGCUUCAAUAUCUCCGGCCACCGCACAAUAGACAUGCCGGAUAUGAAGUUCCAUUUCAAGGGAGGCGCAGAAAUGGCGCUGCCACUGGCAAACUACUUCACCAUUGUCGGAACUGAUAGCGUCUGCUUGACUCUGGUGACGGACAGCUUCGGCCCGGAGUUGCCCGCCGGACCGGCGAUCAUUCUGGGGAAUUUCCAGAUGCAGAAUUUCUACGUGGAGUAUGAUCUGAAGAAUGAGAAGUUGGGAUUCCGGCGACAAUUAUGCAAGUGAUUCUGGAAUUUUUUUUUUAAAAAAAGUUUAGGGGUCCAAACCAAAUUAUGCAAUUUCUUAGCCUUGUUGUUGUAAAUUUUAUUUUUUAUUUUGAAAAAUUACAUUUUUAGUCCA